AUGUGGACUUGCCUAAGAGUCUGUGAAGUAAUUUUCUCAAGCGUGGCAGCUAUGUGGCGAUUUACACUUUUCCUUUGCGUCCUGCUGGUGGUGUCCAGUGGGCCGAGCCUGGCCGCAGACGAACACACAGACCAUGGAAGCACAGACCAAGGAAGCACAGACCAUGGAAGCACAGACCAAGGAAGCACAGACCAUGGAAGCACAGACCAGAGCUCGAACUCAAGCCAUGGCGAUGGGCAUGACUCGAGUGGAGACGGUCACCAUGGAGGGCCCAUCACCACCCUACCUAUUGUGAGCUGGAAGUGGCACCAUGUCACCACUCCGUACCUGGUGGCUAUUUGGGUCUUGGUCUGCUGGCUGUGCAAACUCAUCAUCGAGGCCAACCAUCAUGUGACCAGCGUGAUCCCAGAGAGCGCCCUGCUCAUCUGCUUCGGCUUCAUCCUGGGUGGCAUUAUUUGGGGUGCAGACAAUGCGCAGACUUUCACACUGACACCGACUGUGUUCUUCUUCUACCUGCUGCCCCAAAUCAUCCUGGAUGCGGGCUACUUCAUGCCAAACAAGCUCUUCUUCAGCAACAUGGGGGCCAUCCUGGUCUAUGCUGUCAUUGGGACCUGCUGGAAUGCCGCCAGUGUGGGGCUCUCCCUGUGGGGGUGUCACCAAGGAGGAGCAAUGGGUGACCUGGACAUCGGUCUGCUUCAGUAUCUUCUCUUCGGCAGUCUAAUUGCUGCUGUUGACCCCGUAGCUGUCAUUGCUGUGUUUGAGGAGGUCCACGUCAACGAGGUCCUCUUCAUCAUGGUGUUUGGAGAGUCUCUGCUCAACGACGGCGUGACAGUGGUGCUCUUCAAUGUGUUUGAUGCAUUUGUGUCUCUGGGAGGAUCCCAAAUUGAUGCUGUGGAGAUAAUCAAAGGAAUAAUUUCCUUCUUUGUUGUGGCGUUUGGUGGCUCCCUACUCGGUUUGUUGUUUGGUAUACUUCUCUCACUUCUGACCAGAUGCACUAAAAACAUCCAGAUCAUUGAGCCAGGCUUCAUUUUUGUCGUUGGGUACCUCUCCUACCUGACUGCCGAAAUGCUCUCCUUAUCUGCCAUCCUUUCGAUUGUCUUCUGCGGCAUGUCCUGCCAGAAGUACAUCAAUGCAAACAUGGACGAGAAGUCGGUCACCACUGUCAGAUAUGCCAUGAAGGUUUUCGCUAAUGGAUCAGAAACCAUCAUCUUCGUGUUCCUCGGCAUCUCGGCCAUCGACAAAGCAUUAUGGGUUUGGAAUACAGGCUUCAUCCUCCUCACGCUCCUCUUCAUCUUCGUAUACAGGAUCAUCGGUGUCUUUUUCCUCACCUGGAUUCUCAACAAGUUCAGGCUGGUCCCCUUGGAGUUCAUAGAUCAGGUUAUUAUGAGUUACGGUGGCCUGCGAGGGGCUGUUGCGUAUGGCCUGGCAAUGAUGCUGGAUGAGCAUAAGAUAAAGGAGAAGAAUCUAAUGGUCAGCACUACUCUGAUUGUAGUGUACUUCACUGUCAUCCUUCAGGGAUUAACAAUGAAGCCUCUUGUCAACUGGCUCAAAGUAAAGAGAGCUGCAGUGUCCGAGAUCUCGCUCAUAGAAAAAGUGCAGGAUAAGUUGUUUGAUCACAUGCUUGUUGCCAUUGAAGACAUAUCUGGACAAAUAGGACACAACUACAUGAGAGACAAGUGGAAUAGCUUUGAGGAGAAAUGGAUGACAAGUGUUUUGAUGAAGCCGUCCGCAAGGAAGAACCGCGACUACGUCUUCAAAGUCUUCCACAAACUGAACCUCAAGGAUGCUAUGAGCUACGUGGCUGAGGGUGAACGCAGAGGCUCUCUGGAGUUUAUCCGCAAUGAAACAGCGAAUGUCGACUUCAAGAAAAAGUUUGGUGAAGAUCUCUCAGAGGUCAUGCCUGAUGUCACGUACGACACGACAAUUGAAUAUGGUGGAACGUCCGAUAUGAUGAGAGACCCUGUGCCAUCAGUGAGCUUGGAAAUGCAUGAGCAGACCAUGAAUGGUAUGAGGGAAACUGAGGACAUUAACACUCACCACCUGCUGCAGCAACACCUGUACAGAGGCAGGAAACAGCACCGACACCGAUACAGCCGGAGCCAUUUCGAAGUCAAUAAAGAUGAAAAUGAAGUGCAGGAGAUCUUCCAGAGGACCAUGAGGAAUCGUUUGGAGUCCUUCAAGUCCACAAAGAUGGGUGUCGCUCCUCCAAAGACAAUAAGCAAGCAUCCAAAGAAAGACCAGCAGCAAAAGAUGCCAAAUGGAAAAUCAAUGGACAAAAGUAAAAGUUACCUAUCUGGCGAUGAAGAUUUUGAGUUCUCAGAGGGGGACAGUGCCUCUGGUUAUGAUGCAGCUGGUGGUUCCUUCCCCAUGAGGGUCACCUACAGAGCAGGAGCUGGAAUUGAGAAUCCGGCCUUCAUGCUGGACCAGGACCCAAUGCAGAUCCCACCAUGGCUGGCAGAGGCUGAGAUCGGCAGCAGCAUGGUGGCUCCCUCGCAGAGAGCCCAGGUGAGGCUGCCAUGGACGCCCAGCAACCUGCGCCGCCUGGCUCCGCUUCGCACUAGCACUCACUCCACGGACUCCUUCAUGCUGGCCGAUACACCCUCCUCACAGCAGAGGGGUGGCGCCGAGCAUCUGCCGCAGCCACCUCCACCACCACCGUCUUCUCAAAAAGACGGUGACCAAAAGUAG
Messenger RNA from Scomber scombrus (Atlantic mackerel), 2688 nucleotides. RefSeq names its product sodium/hydrogen exchanger 3-like. NCBI's taxonomy places the organism in Eukaryota, Metazoa, Chordata, Actinopteri, Scombriformes, Scombridae. The record is from RefSeq and is a predicted model, not a curated record. Gene Ontology annotation, cellular component: apical plasma membrane; brush border membrane. The transcript has 17 exons. Gene Ontology annotation, biological process: regulation of pH; sodium ion transport; proton transmembrane transport. Gene Ontology annotation, molecular function: sodium:proton antiporter activity. Bases 1 to 2688 code for a protein of 895 amino acids.